This is a messenger RNA of Sphenostylis stenocarpa, 1221 nucleotides long. The record is from the annotation of a GenBank genome assembly. NCBI's taxonomy places the organism in Eukaryota, Viridiplantae, Streptophyta, Magnoliopsida, Fabales, Fabaceae.
AUGACUUGGAAGAGCAGAGGAGAAUUGCCUUCUAGAACUGUUAUUUCGCAGAGAUGGGCACUGUUUUUGUGUUUGGGAAGCUUCUGUGCUGGAAUGCUCUUCACUACCAGGAUAUGGACUAUUCCUGAAAACAACAAAGGACUAGCCCGACCAACGGCUGCAGAAGCUGAUAAAUUGAACGUAGUUUCAGAAGGUUGCAAUUCCAGAAUUUUGCAAGAAUUGGAAAUGAAGCGGGAUAAAGACAUUUAUGGUGAAGUUUACAAGAGUCAUAAUUCCAUACAAACAUUGGACAAGACUAUUUCAAACUUAGAGAUGGAAUUGGCUGCUGCAAGGGCAACUCAGGAAUCUCUACGAAGUGGUGCUCCUGUUUCAGAUGAUAUAAGGAUGAGUGAAUCAUCUGGUAAGAGAAAGUACAUUAUGGUCGUUGGUAUUAAUACUGCAUUUAGCAGCAGGAAAAGAAGGGACUCGGUUCGUGCCACUUGGAUGCCACAAGGUGAGAAAAGAAAGAAGCUUGAGGAGAAGGGCAUUAUCAUCCGCUUUGUAAUUGGACACAGUGCUACAUCAGGGGGUAUUCUUGACAGAGCUAUUGAAGCAGAGGAUAGGAAGCAUGGAGAUUUCUUGAGGCUGAAUCAUGUGGAAGGAUAUCUUGAAUUGUCAGCAAAGACAAAAACCUACUUUGCCACUGCUGUGAACUUAUGGGAUGCUGAUUUCUAUGUCAAAGUUGAUGAUGAUGUUCACGUAAAUAUAGCAACACUGGGAGAAACUCUUGUAAGACACCGAUCAAAACCACGGGUAUACAUUGGAUGCAUGAAAUCUGGGCCAGUCCUAUCUCAGAAAGGGGUAAGAUACCAUGAACCUGAGUACUGGAAAUUUGGAGAGGCUGGAAACAAGUAUUUCCGACAUGCCACAGGGCAGUUGUAUGCCAUUUCAAACGAUUUGGCUACAUACAUAUCAAUUAAUCAGGAUGUUCUUCACAAGUAUGCCAACGAGGAUGUGUCUCUGGGAUCUUGGUUUAUUGGACUUGAUGUGGAGCAUAUAGAUGAUCGAAGACUUUGCUGUGGCACUCCUCCAGAUUGUGAGUGGAAGGCCCAAGCAGGCAACAUUUGUGUUGCAUCGUUUGAUUGGAGCUGCAGUGGAAUUUGCAGGUCUGCUGAGAGGAUUAAGGAGGUACAUAGGAGGUGUGGAGAGGGUGAGAAUGCUUUGUGGAGUGCCUCUUUCUAG